This is a messenger RNA of Humulus lupulus (European hop), 1119 nucleotides long. Its product is annotated as glycine-rich protein A3. The record is from RefSeq and is a predicted model, not a curated record. Bases 203 to 721 code for a protein of 172 amino acids. NCBI's taxonomy places the organism in Eukaryota, Viridiplantae, Streptophyta, Magnoliopsida, Rosales, Cannabaceae. The transcript has 3 exons.
UAUUUAGGUGAAUUAUUCCGAAACUUUCAGAAAAAAUAAAAGAAAAGAAAGUGCGGAGAAAUUGUCAUUGCGAGAUUACAGAGGGAACAGAACACAAAUCUCCUGCCCAUGCCCAUGCACAAUCCACCCUAAUCCUAUCCCAUCCCCGUAACCCCAGGUUCUCUUUUCUGAGUUUUGAUCUGCGAUCAAAUAAUUUGAUACGAUGUCAAAGGACGACCAUAACCCUUACGAUGACCGAGACAGAGGGCUUUUCUCUCAUCUCGCCGGUGCAUACUAUCCCCAGCACCAUUCCGGAUCUUACCCUCCUCCACCCUCUGCAUAUCCACCGCCGCCACAAGCCUACCCUCCUCCUCCCGGGUACCCACCUGCCGGAUACCCUCCUCCGCCUCCUCAUGCCGCAUACCCACCGCACUAUCCUCCCCCUGGUGGAUACCAUCCCGCCGCUUAUCCUCCUCCUGCUCCUUAUCCAUAUCCUGCACCAGGGCACCACCACAGCGGUCACAGCGGACCUGGUAUGGCACCCAUGCUGGCUGGAGGUCUGACGGCUGCAGCGGCUGCUUACGGGGCACACCGCCUUUCGCAUGGCCACAUGGGUUACCAUGGGGGCUACCAUGGGGGUUACCAUCACGGUAAGUUCAAGCAUGGUAAGUUCGGGAAGCGCUGGAAGCAUGGUGGGUUUGGGAAGCAUGGUGGGUUUGGCAAGUUCAAGAGAUGGAAGUGAUUUAUGGGCUGCCAUGGCCGAUUCGCCUUUGCUUCUUUAAUAAAUACAAGGACAAGAAGAAGACUGCAUUAUCAACCAUUAUUUCGUUUGUUGCUUGUUUUCUCUACUAUUACUACUAAGAGAUCUAUGGUACUUACUAUGAUUUGUGUGGCUUUUACUUAUUAGCUCUUUUAUGAUAUCACAGCACACGUGCAUAUAUUAUAUACUGGUUUUAUUAUGAAAGACUUUGAUUGUUUAAGUAUUAGGGUCCUGUUUUGUGUUAAAAUGAAUUACCUUAGGAUUACUGACAUUGAUUUAGUAGUAAUUCAUUGUUACUCUUACAUGUAUAAAAGUGUCAUUUUGGUUCAUUUUUAUUGGAUUUUGAUACGUGAAUGCAAGUUUUAUAUAAGUUAGGAGUC